Branchiostoma floridae (Florida lancelet) is the source of this 7759-nucleotide messenger RNA. RefSeq names its product HEAT repeat-containing protein 5B-like. The record is from RefSeq and is a predicted model, not a curated record. Gene Ontology annotation, biological process: intracellular protein localization; retrograde transport, endosome to Golgi; endocytosis. Gene Ontology annotation, cellular component: endocytic vesicle; Golgi apparatus; membrane. Lineage: Eukaryota; Metazoa; Chordata; Leptocardii; Amphioxiformes; Branchiostomatidae.
AGAAGGGAAAGAUGGAGCUUGCUCACAGCCUGCUGCUGAACGAGGAGGCUCUAGGCCAGAUCAACGAGGCCAAGCGCCCCAUCUUCAUCUAUGAGUGGCUGCGCUUCUUGGACAAGGUGUUGGCUGCAGCUCAUAAGGCCGAUGUGAAAGAGCACCAGAAAAAGCUAGUGGAGCAGCUGAAUGCACAGAUGCACUGUUCACCUGGUCCUCCGACCCGUAAGCUGCUGGGGAAGUGCCUGGCCAACCUGUACAGUGUGGGAGACACCUAUUCACUGUUCGAAACAGUCAACAACUGUGUGGAUAUUCUGAAAAACAAGGAUGACUCGCCCAGCUAUCUCCCCACUAGGCUAGCUGCCGUAGAAAUCUUAGGGGCUAUACAUGAAAAAAUGGGCCGGAUGGUUGGAAGCUCAUUCAUUGAUACAGUGCAAACCCUGCUCAAAGCUAUGAAAAAUGCAGAGUCUCAGGGUCGAUGUGAGAUCAUGCUUGCCCUGGAGAAGAUCCUGAUGGGCCUGGGGUCAGCAGCGGCCUCUCAGCACAAGGACAUCUACAAGGUGGCUCGGGGCUGUCUGGUGGACAGGUCACUGGUGGUCAGGGUGGCUGCUGCCAAGUGUCUGACCCAGCUUGUGAAUGAAGCUCCCUUCAUGUACACCAGCGAGCUGGACCGAGUGGCCUCGCUCUGCUUCCAGGCCAUGGACGGCUCAAACUACGACGUCCGCUGUGCUGUGGCCAGACUUCUAGGUGUCACCAUGGCAGCACCCUUCACUCCAAAGGCGACCACAGGAAAAAUGAAGAAGCCAUCCUUAGACGAUGUGUUCAGUGUUCUGUCCUCUGGAUUUCUGAGGGGAGGUUCAGGCUUCCUUAAGGGGGGCGGAGGAGAGCUGUUGAAAGGGGGAGAAGUCAGGAGAGAAGUCCGGGUGGGGGUUACACAGGCUCAUGUUGUGUUUGUGAUGACCUUGGGGGGACCUUGGCUGGAGAGGAACAUGUCUGUCUUCCUCACACAUAUCCUAGAUCUACUGGCAAGUCCAAAGGCCACCCCCACCCAUGUGGAUGCUGUAUACUCCAGGAAGUGUGUGUCCUUCAUGCUGCGGGCAGUGCUGGGGAAACUGUUGGGAGAGAAGGCACAGAUCGCUGCUGCCAGGGAACUCUGCCAGUUCGUCAGCAAGCAGAUGGCAGUUGUUGAUGAUGCCAGUAGUAAGGCAGAGUCUGAUGGCAGAGGAGCUGCAGACAUCUCCAACACGCAGCACUCGCUGGUGUGCGCCCUGCAGGAGCUGGGCAGCCUGCUGCAGAGUCUGCAGACAUGUGCCGCACCUCUGGUUACUGAAGCGAACUCAAGUAUAAUUGAGCCAGUGAUAUCAGUCCUACUGCACCCAAGCAUUGCAGCCCGGCUAGCGGCAGCCUGGUGCCUCAGAUGUAUCGCAGUGGCCCUGCCCUCACAGAUGACCCCUCUGAUAGACAGGUGUGCUGACCGAAUGAACACCCUGAAGUCCUCCCCGGAAGCUGUGUCAGGCUACAGCUAUGCCCUGGCAGCCCUGAUUGGUGGAGUCCACCAGUGUCCGCUUGGCAUUCCACAUUCAAAGGGCAAACUGGUCUUCAGCAUAGCAGAGGAGCUGCUCCGUACCGCCACCCAGAACAGCCGCAUGUCCAUGCAGCGCACUCAGGCGGGCUGGCUGCUGCUGGGGGCACUCAUGACAUUAGGUCCACCCUCUGUGAAGCCCCAUGUCCCCCGGAUGCUGCUGCUCUGGAGAAAUGCCUUCCCUCGGUCCAAGCAGGAGCUAGAGGGGGAGAAGGCUCGGGGAGAUGCCUUCACCUGGCAGGUCACCUUAGAGGGGAGGGCAGGGGCGCUGUGUGCCAUGAGGAGUUUUGUGGCCCACUGCAGUGAGCUGUUAACAGACGAUGUGACCAGAAGACUCAUGACCCCGCUGGAGUGUGCCAUGACAAUGAUGGCUCACAUCCCGAGUGUGAUCAAGUCGUAUGGUGCCCAUCUGAAGGCCAGUGCUGCCAUGGUCAGGCUCAGGCUGUAUGACAUUCUCGCCCUUCUCCCACCUACAGCUUAUGAAGGUAGUUUCAAUGCCCUGUUAAGAGAGCUGGUGGCAGAGUUUACCCUGACAGACAACCCUGCCAACACCACCACGUCCCUGCUGCGCUCCAUGUGCCACACCGACGACACCCGCAUCCUGGGCUCCUGGCUGGAGGAGACGGACCACAAGUCUGUGGAGGACCAGCUCCAGCCCAACAGUGCUUCUGGAUCAGGUGCUCUGGAACAUGACCCCUCCUCAAUAUACCUGAGAGUGGACCAGACUGUAGCAGUCCCGGGCCCCCUCCCCCUCGGGGUUGCAGUGAUAGAUGCAUCAGUGGCCCUGUUUGGUGUGGUGUUUCCCCACGUGGCCCAGAAGCACCGGCUGCAGAUGCUGGAGCACUUUGCUGAGUGUAUUCGGCAGGCCAAGUCACAGCGGCAGCAGGCUGUCCAGAUGAACAUCUUCACUGCUGUACUGAGUGCCCUCAAGAAAGAGAUGAGAAAAGAUGCCAAUCUGAAGGGUCUGGCGGAUAACAAGGGUGGACUAGGGGGAAAGGAGAUCAUCCGCCAGGCUAAUGAACUGAUUAUGAAUGCCCUGAUGAACCCCAACCCCAUCCUGCGGUGUGCAGCAGGGGAGGCCCUGGGGCGUAUGGCGCAGGUGGUGGGGGACAGCGCCUUCAUCGCGCAGCAGGCACAGAACAGUUUUGACAAGUUGAAGUCAGCCCGAGAUGCUGUCUCCAGAACAGGACACUCCCUGGCGCUGGGGUGCCUGCACAGAUACGUGGGAGGGAUGGGGUCAGGACAGCACCUCAACACCAGUGUCAGCAUCCUGCUGGCCCUGGCACAGGACUCCAGCUCACCUGUGGUGCAGGCUUGGGCUCUUCAUGCGUUGGCCCUGAUAUCUGACUCUGGAGGCCCCAUGUUCCGUAGCUAUGUGGAGCCCUCGCUGUCCCUGGUGUUACAGUUGUCCCUCACCAUCCCCCCUGCUCACACUGAAGUGCACCAGUGCCUGGGCAAGUGUUUAGAGGCUCUCAUCACUACACUGGGACCUGAGCUCCAAGGUAACUCUGGUGCAGUGGCCACAGCGCGCACCUCCUGUCUGGUAGCCUGUGCCAUCAUGCAGGACCACCCUGACUCCCUGGUGCAGACGGAGGCCAUCUCCUGCCUGCAGCAGCUCCACCUGUUUGCACCACGGCAUGUCAACCUGUCCAGUCUCGUGCCCAACCUGUGUCGUAACCUGGGCAGUACUCACCUGCUGUUGAGGCGGGCGGCUGUGGCCUGCCUGAGACAGCUGGCCCAGAGAGAGGCUCGGGAAGUCUGUGAGUACGCGAUGACACUUGUCAAAGACAAGGAUGUCAAACUGAAGACUGGAAAAGAUGAGAAUGCCCCAGAAGAAGUCAACAUCACAGAAACAGGUCUGGAGGGGGUGCUGUUCGGCAUGUUGGAUAAGGAAGUGGACCAGAAGCUGAGGAGGGACAUCCAUGACACCCUGCUGAGCAUGCUGCAGUCCCUGGCAGCAGACAACCUGUCCCACUGGCUGCAGCUCAGCAGAGAUGUGCUCACUGCAGCCACAGACACAGGUGGUCCUCCUCAGCCGAAGACUCUGCUAGGGAGGAAAGAUGAUAAAGAGGACAAGGAGGAAGAUGAUGACACAGCUAAAUUCCAUGCCGGGGGAGAGGCAAAGACCCAUCCCACCGUGGCGCCCCGCUGGCCAACCCGCAUGUUUGCCACCGACUGUGUGAGGAAAAUCAUCCAGGCCUGUGAGGGAAACCCGACCAACUUCGACCUGAGGAAGGCAAAGGAGCUGAAAGCGUCUAAUCAGACAGUGGACUUCCUGGUGCUGCACCUGUCUGAGCUGGUCAGGAUGACGUUUAUCGCAGCUACAGCAGAUAACGACCAGCUGAGGCAGUAUGGGCUGCAGGCUAUACAGGAUGUGAUCACCAAGUUUGCAAAAGUUCCUGAGCCUGAGUUUCCAGGGCACUUCAUUAUGGAGCAGUACCAAGCACAGGUUGGAGCUGCUCUUAGACCUGCCUUUACUCCAGACACGCCCUCAGAUGUUACAGCCAUGGCCUGUGAGGUAUGCAGCACCUGGAUUGCGAGUGGUGUCUUCGUGGACCUGAAUGACCUGAAGAGAAUACAGCAGCUGAUGGUGUCAUCACUCGCCAAGCUGAAGCGUGGGAAGGAUGCUCCCUCCCAGCUGUACAGUGAAAGUGCCUCCAGUAUGGAGAAACUAGCCGUGCUGAAGGCCUGGGCAGAGGUGUAUGUAGUAGCCAUGACCAAGCAGCCCCAGUCCAAGACUCCUGAGGAGGAGCCAGAGAAUGACGAGGGUGAGCCUGAGAGCCUGCUGACCAUGGUCCAGCCUGAGCUGCCCUCCCUCAGCAAACACUGGCUGGCAGCGCUGAAGGACUAUGCCCUGUUGGCCCUGCCCCCAGAGUUCUCCAGUCAGCUGCCCACGGAGGGAGGUGCCUUCUACAGUGCUGAGGCUGUGGACAGUGCCAGGCCACACUACAGGAGAGCAUGGCCACCCAUACUGUAUGCUGCAGCCCUGUGGCUGAACGAUGGGGGCUUCGCACAUGUGGCUGCUGAGAAAAAUGAGGACCUGGGACCAUUAGGAGCUGGGAUGGGUGGAUUUGAUGGCAGUAUGUUACAGAAGAAGAAAACUCCAGAGGAGAUAAAUAGUGACAGGUUCCACUUGAUACUAGGCAUUUCUAUAGAAGCGUUGUGCUCACCCCAUGCCAGCCAGCCCCUAGAAACUGUCUCUACAUGUCUACAUGCUAUGCACAAACUCCUGGAUGCACCAUGGCCCAGAAGCCAGCUUGUAACGGAUCGAGCAAUUUCCAUUGAGGUUCUCAACGUUCUGCACAGACUGUUGCUGACCCGGGAUGCCCUCCCCAUCCAGCUGGCUAUCAUGUCUGUGGCCAGACAAGUUAUCUUGGCAGCCAAGGAACAGUUAAAGGACAACAAGAAACAGCUAGACUCCAAAGAGGAAAAAGCAGACAAGCUGGAUGCUAAGGCCACUCCUGUGGGGGAGGGAGGGGACAGCGGAGACAUUGUCCCAGGGAAGUCCUCUGUGUUUGCGGCCCUGGAGGUGUGCCUGUGUGUGCUGAUCCGACAGAUCCCGGCCCUGAACCCCUCCAUGCCCGCCCCUGCCCAGUUGCAGAACGGGGGCCAGCGGCGGGGGCUGGGGGAGGAGGCUAACCAGCUGGUGUCAGCCGCCGUCGCCAUCAUGGCUGAUCUACCGGAGCUCUGCUCACCUAAAGGGAGUGUCUCUGUGUUGCCCACCAUCCUGUUCCUGACCACGGGGGUCCUGAGGGAGACGUCCUGCCAGGCAGGGGACGCCAGGUUACCCCUCCCCGUCAGCACAGCUCUACAGAGUCUGAAGUCGCUGGCCUCCAGCCCACUGGCCAGGGACGAUGCCUGUGCCACAGAGUGGACCAGGCUGCUGCAGAGCACACUGGCCACCAUACUGGACUUCUCUAGCAAACAAGAUGGUUCUGGAUCAGGUGUGCAGCAGGUGACCACACUCCUGGCCCUGGCCAUGCUCAUCAUGGCCUCCCCACAGCAGGUCACCACCGCACCCAACCUGCAGGAGCAGUGUAUAGACGUCUUCAAAAAGGCCUGGCUGUCUGACAAUCCACAGCUGCAGCUGAAGUGCCUGCAGACCCUUUCCUCCAUCUUCCAAGCAGACGUGGUGGUGGCCACACCCUACAUCCACACCAUGGGCCCGCUGGUGGUGGAGCGUCUGCAGCAGGCCAGCAGGAACAAGCCCAGCACAGAGAUGGAGCUGGCCACAGUUCUGGAGGCCCUCAAGCUGCUGGAGACGUUAGUGGCCAUGACAGAGGACCACCUCAGAGUCCAUCUGGUCAACCUGCUAGUUCCCAUCCUGGUCAGUUAUUUGGUAGACUCAAGCCUGCUUCAAAGCACAGGAAAACUGUCUCGGACUCUCCAUGAAAAAGCAUUGCAAAACCUCUUAAAGAUAGGCCCCCAAUAUCCAGCUGCCUUCAAGAGUGUGAUUACCUCUGCACCUGACCUGAAGGCUAAACUGGAAGCAGCCAUCAGAGCCAGCCAGGCUAGCAAAGCAGCUUCCACCAAGCAGUCUAAAGCAGCACAACCUGCACAGCCCAGCAUCAAACUUAAGAUGAACUUCAGCAACUUCACAGGGUAAAGGAUUCUUGGUGUAGACAGUAGUGUACAGAAUGGAGGUGUGCAAUGGCUUUGAUUUCAAGUGCCAUACAUUGAUUGAUACAUCUGUGUAAUUACAUGUAACUAAAGAAAAUCUCAGCAAAGCUAUCACCAAGUCAUUUUCUGUAUAGAUUGAUGGAUGGUAAAAAAAAUAGUGAAUUGUAGAACUUAAGAGAUGUAUAGGAAAGCAGGUUUUAUAGGUGUUUUGUAUUGUACUGUCUGGAACUGUCCAGUCUUUGAAUUUUGCUCCUUAUAUAAAGUUGUAUGAUACUUUAUCAUGUUUUUAAACGGAUUGUAGACGGCAACUAUUGAUUUUAGUUUCUUUUUAUUUUGAAUUGUUUUCAAGGAAAACUCAUUUUAUAUCCUCUUUGCUUUCUCAGCUUUGAGGUGCCUGUCCUUAUUUUCUUUGAGUUACAUUCAGUAUUACUACAUGAUAGUGUACUUAACAGGGCAAUUGGAUACACACUUUGAGAAGGAUGAUUUUAUCAUAUUACCAAACAAGCGAUAUGGAUAAAGCAGCAACUAGUCAUGUUACAUGGAACUCCUGAAUGUUGUUCAAUACUGGAACUGUUCUGAUCUUAGUCACAGGGUUCCUCCUUCACAGGUCCUUAGAGAAGGUUAAUGUGGCAGCGGGACAAUAAUGAUUAAUAUAAGAUAAUAUAAAUAUUCCUUAACAGAGAUACAUGUACAUAGGUUCAUUGGCACCAGCAUUCCAACAUGGUCUUUUGCUUUGUUAAUGUAAAGGACAUUUGGCCCCUUUGACAUGUAAUGCCCACUGUGUUGCCCACUGAUGUGGGUUCUUCUGUAAACAUAACCACAUAUUGAUAAUUGUCAUGAUGUUGAAAUAUUUGUUAAUGCUCACUUGUUGCCUUCUGCACCAAUCAGAAGAAGGAGUAAGGUUCAAGGGCAGGAGGACUACUGGGCCAUUAAACCCAGGACUAAUGUGGCAAUGAUUCAUCUGGGCUCUUCUGGCCCAAACACUUUUCCAAUGGGGUCUGUAAAUAUUCAGUAUGUUUUCAAUGUCUGCAGUAUAAGUUAUCAUCAUCCUGCCAAGAAGAAGAAGAAGAAGUAGAACAUGGAGUUUGUAAAUUGUUCUGUGAUUGAAACCAGUGGGAAAUAUUGAGUGGAAUUGAAUGACAACUGACCAGCCUCAGUACCACACUCUACAACACCCUGCUGUGAAUGUUAGUUUAGCUUCACUACUGUUUAUAAGUACAAUGUAAAUUGAUGUAUAGAUAGAUUACAAGCAUGUGGUAGUUAUCUGCUUUGAAAUGGCUGUAAAAGAAAGAAAGCUUUGUGACCUGUAUUAAUCCUGUCCCAACAAUAGGUACCGGUAUGGAUGUCUUGUGUGUAGAUAAAGCAUGUUAGGGAAGUGGUACUGAGGAAGGCCAGGAUAAGUUGUGUUAUCCAUCAGAAAAAGCUGAUGCAGUCACUAGUAGGAUGGAAGUCUGGUUCUGUAACCAACCAGUAUGUAAAAUGCUGCUGUAAUUGUAGAAAUUUUAAUGGUGCUGUUGUGAGUGGAAUAAAUCCUAUAUUUUGCAUUAAAGAUGAUGUAAAAGCAGG